Molecule: messenger RNA, 1044 nt
Organism: Laccaria bicolor S238N-H82
Lineage: Eukaryota; Fungi; Basidiomycota; Agaricomycetes; Agaricales; Hydnangiaceae
Exons: 5
Coding region: 1-996 (331 amino acids)
Cellular component (GO): mitochondrion
Molecular function (GO): protein-containing complex binding
Source: RefSeq, a predicted model, not a curated record
AUGGCACCGUUGCAGAAGAUACUCGUCCUUGGUGGAAAUGGUUUCAUAGGCUCUGCCGUGUGCAGGUUCGCAUUGGCGAAAGGAAUGCAGGUCACCAGCGUUAGCUCGUCAGGAAAACCAUAUCGCACACCAAAGGGCCAUGCGCCCGACUGGACGUCCAAGGUGGAUUGGCAAAAGGGAGACGCACUCCAUCCAGAAACCUUUGCGCAUCUGUUUCCGGAGGUUGACGGCGUCGUACAUACGCUUGGAACGCUGAUUGAAGACGGGCGGUACAAGCAGGCUCUCAAGAAUGGCGACUUCCUGUCAGUCAUGCAAAGCGUCUGCCAGUCAGGAUUUUCGGACGGCAAUCCGCUCAAACGUCAAACGGGUGGAGAACAGAACAGGGGAAGUUAUGAGGUUAUGAAUCGCGAUACCGCGUUGCGUGUUUGCGAAGCGUUUAUUGCCUCUCCCCCUUCUGAAGCGUCCAAGAUCAAUAUACCCAGGCCAUUCGUUUACAUUUCCGCAGAAGACAUCUUCCGUCCUGUGAUUUCUGAAAGGUACAUCACGACGAAACGGGAGGCGGAACGAAGAAUCGAGAUCAUGAUGCAAGCCAACCCUCUCUACCGAGGAGUGUACAUCCGUCCUAGCCUGGUCUAUCACCCUCAUCAUCGACCAUGGACGACACCCGCCGCAGCGCUUCUCGACCUCUCGGCCGUGGUCCACGAAAAUAUGCCUCGAGGUCUCCCCACGCCGUCAAGCUUUAUCCGAUCUCUCGGGUCUGCCUUUCCACAGACGGGGUCUGACGGAACUCGGACAUCGCCGCUGGGGUCUAUUGCAAAUGCACUUACUACGCGUCCUAUUCACGUUGACACGGUCGCAGAAGCCGUUUGCGCUGCAUUGGACCCGUCCAGAGGUGUACGUGGGGUAAUUGGGGUAAGUGCUAUGCGUGAGCUUCUGGGAUGGACAGAAACGAGGAGAGAAGGCGGUGGUGCUCCAGUGGGACUCCAUAAUUCAUGAGAUGUAUCAGUAGACACUCGAAUAAUUCACAAGCUUGAGUUGAGGCUU